Molecule: messenger RNA, 193 nt
Organism: Racocetra persica
Lineage: Eukaryota; Fungi; Glomeromycota; Glomeromycetes; Diversisporales; Gigasporaceae
Source: the annotation of a GenBank genome assembly
GACAAAAAACUAUUUAUACCAGGUCGAACAAGUUUACAGCACCUAAUUCACAAUCUGAAGUAAAGAAUCUUCAUUUGUCAUAUCUCAGAAAAAACCUCCAAAAGGAGGGUUUUUUAAAAAAAGCUUUCAAGAUAAUUGAAGAAGCUACCGAAAGAUUAAUAAACAGUACUAUUGGAUUAGCUUUUCGAAAAUG